GAAGCAAAGCAAUCCCAACUAAUUAAAGAGAUAAUUUUCUCCUGCCCCGCCCCCUCCACUCAAACAGCGAAAUUGGCUUUCGCUCGGGCUGCGCAUCCUUUUUGGCAUCUUCUAAAACCCGGAAAAGGACGCGAACGGGAGGGCAGCGGCCGUACUGCGCAUGCCCAGAGCGGAGCCCGGUCCGGGCAGCUUGGGGCCGGCCGCGGGGCUGCCCGGAUGCUGCAGGAAACUACAAUGGAGAAGACCUUUCCUGUGGCUUUGCUCUUCACAUUAGUCAUAUCAGUGUUAGGUAAUCAUCAUGGAAUAGAACCAGAAAAAAGUGUUCCCAAUUGGGCAACUAGUAUUAAUAUUGACCUGGCAAUUGUCACUCAGCGGCAACACUUACAGGAACUUUUUCAUCGAUAUGGCGAGAAUGAUUCCUUGACAGUUGAAGGAUUUAGAAAAUUGCUUCAGAAUAUAGGUAUUGAUAAAACUAAAAGAAUCCACAUAAAUCAUGACCAUGAUCAUCACCAUCAUCACCAUGCUACCAUAAAUAAAAAUAUAAAGAAAACUCUAUGUCCAGAACAUGAAUCUGGUGGAAUAAGUAAGGAUACUAGGAAUAGCCAGAUUAAAGGAUUACACAAAUCAGAAAAUAUUGGGAGUCAGCCAAGUGUUUUGGUUAAGGACAGUGUUAGUGAAAUGACCACAGUUAUUUAUAGUACUGCCAUAGAAGGAAAUCGUUUACUAAAGACUACCAAACAGCUUCUGCCCAAAGAUUCAAACAGUUCCUCAUCAUCUAAUACUACAGAAGGUAGUAAUGUAAGCUUGCUGGCAAGUGAAAAGGCAAAUGAAUCAGUUGUGAAUGAACCGGACCGAGGAGGAAGCUCCAUAUAUUCUAAGCAUUCCAACCAAAAUGUUCAGGAGUGCUUCAAUGCAUCAAAACUGCUCCAGUCUCAUGGAAUGGGCAUACACGUAUUGCUGAAUGCAACAGAAUUUAAUUAUCUUUGCCCUGCUAUUAUCAAUCAGAUUGAUGUUAAAUCCUGUAUAGUUCAUGUAACCAGUGAAAAGAAGACUGAAAUACCUCCCAAGGCCUAUUCUUUACAAAUAGCUUGGAUUGGUGGAUUCAUAGCUAUUUCCAUCAUCAGUUUCCUUUCUUUGCUUGGCGUCAUCUUAGUGCCCUUAAUGAAUCGUGUGUUUUUCAAGUUUCUUCUAAGUUUUCUUGUGGCAUUAGCUGUUGGAACAUUAAGUGGUGAUGCCUUUUUGCAUCUUCUCCCACAUUCUCAUGCAAGUCACCACCACAGUCAUAAUCAUGAGGACCAACCCCUUCAAGCAAGCAGAGGACCACUUUUCAGUCAUCUCUCUUCUCAAAAUAUAGAAGAAAGUACUUACUUUGACUCCACUUGGAAAGGCCUUACAGCCCUAGGAGGCUUAUAUUUCAUGUUUCUUGCUGAACAUCUAAUCACAUUGAUCAAACAAUUUAAGGAUAAAAAGAAAAAGACUCAAAAAAAACCCGAAAGUGAUGAUGAGAUGGAGAUUAAGAAACAAUUGUCCAAAUAUGAAUCGCAACUUUCAACAAAUGAAGAGAAGUUAGACACAGAUGAGCGGCCUGAAGGUUAUAUAGGGGCAGAAUCACAAGACCCUGCACACUUCGAUUCUCAACAACCAGCAGUAUUGGAAGAAGAGGAAGUCAUGAUAGCUCACUCUCAUCCGCAAGAAGUUUACAAUGAAUAUGUAUCUAGAGGGUGCAAGAAUAAAUGUCAUUCCCAUUUCCAUGAUACUCUAGGCCAAUCAGAUGAUCUCAUUCAUCAUCAUCAUGAUUACCAUCAUAUUCUACAUCACCACCAUCAUCAGAAUCAUCAUCCUCACAGUCACAGUCAGCGCUACUCUCGGGAAGAGUUGAAAGAUGCUGGCAUAGCCACAUUAGCCUGGAUGGUGAUCAUGGGUGAUGGCUUACACAAUUUCAGUGACGGUCUAGCAAUUGGGGCAGCUUUUACGGAAGGAUUAUCGAGUGGUUUAAGUACUUCAGUUGCUGUCUUUUGUCAUGAAUUACCUCAUGAAUUAGGUGAUUUUGCGGUUUUGUUAAAGGCUGGUAUGACAGUUAAACAAGCUGUUCUUUAUAAUGCCCUAUCAGCCAUGCUGGCUUAUCUUGGAAUGGCAACUGGAAUUUUUAUUGGUCAUUAUGCUGAAAAUGUUUCUAUGUGGAUAUUUGCACUUACUGCUGGCUUAUUCAUGUAUGUUGCUCUGGUUGAUAUGGUGCCUGAGAUGCUUCACAAUGAUGCUAGUGACCAUGGAUGUAGCCGCUGGGGAUAUUUUCUGUUACAGAAUGCUGGGAUACUACUGGGUUUUGGUAUUAUGUUACUUAUUUCUGUGUUUGAACAUAAAAUUGUAUUCAGUAUAAAUUUUUAAAUGGGUCAUUAAUGUUAGAAUAAAGCUUUUCUACUUAUUUGUUGCUCUAUUUCAGAUAUAGGUCAUAGGGAAAGCGGGUUUUGUUUUGUUUUGUUUUUUAUGUGCUUCAUGAGAGUUUGUACUUAGUAGUACUUGAAAUUUUAUAUUAAGUAUUGCUGUUGGUUAUGACUGUAAAAUUGGUUAUUGAAAUAACAAAAGGUACAUUUUAAUGAUGUUUAAGUUAUUUUGUUCUGGAAAUAAUAACUAUGAUGUUAGGGUUCACCAGUAUUCACAGCUUUGCUGUAUGGACAAUUAUAUGGCAUGGCAUGAUCUAUAUAUAGUUCAGUUUUUUAAAAAAAAUUUUUUCUCUGAUUUCUUUAAAAAUUUUCUAACAUAGUUUUGCUCAUAUCAGAUUUUAAACCUCUGAAGUUCUUCUGUAAUGAAUUGGAGUCCUCAAUAUCCUAAGUUAUGCUAUCUGUGGGAGAUGAAAGAUUUAUACUUGAAUUCAAGAUGAGAAGAUGUAGAUAGUUUAUGUUUGGGGGAAAAAAUAGGACCUAUAAAGCAAGAGUGGUAGUCUGAGAGUGUUAUAUUAUAAUUACAGAAAAUUCCCUAACUGUUUAGCAGGUGAGGAAAUAAAAGAAUGUGAAGGCUUUGAAGUUGAGUGAAAGUUUAAAGGGUACAUUGCAGGAAGAAGGAAAAAAAAAUUUGGGGCAUUGAUGUUUUAAUAUUCAUACUAUACUCGGGUGUAUAUUUAGACCUCUUUUUCUAGAAAGAAAAAAAUACAAAUAGCUUGAAUGAAAUCAUUGUAAUACCAAACAGUAAUAGUUGACUGGAAACUCUCAAGUCAUAAACUAUAGUGUGGUGGGAUACCAGCUUUAGACAGGAAACUCUUGCUUCUCCAGAAUAGUUAGGAAAUGGAUGCUUUUAUUACUUGUGACUUUCCCUACAUGCCUAUACCUACACUGCUAAUUUUCAAAAGAGUAGAAUACAAUUACUUGUAAUUAUAGUUACAAAUUCUAAAACCUGGAAACUGUUGAAUACAAUUUGAUCUUUCUUUGCUAAUUAAGAAGACAUUUCAUGAUCUUGGGUUAACUUUUUGGACAUUAUUAUUUCACGGUACUUUAUUUGUGACCCUGUGGCAUGUUUUGAUAAGUUUGUUUAUUCUUUUUAAUAAAUCUUUUAUAACAAUUUCUUGUCAUUUGUUUAAUUUUCAUAAAAUGAGAGUGGAAAAUGUGUAAAUGCAGAGAUUCUGAACUAUUGUAUGUAUCCUGGCUGCCUUUCUGCAAGCUCAUAUUAAAGACUAACAAUCCUUUGCCAUAUUUUGGCUUCUUUAUCAGAAACACUGUGGGUAUUACUUCUGUUACCUUUGAAAUUCAACCUAUACUACCCAAGUUCAUUAAAUGUUUUAACCUGGA
Molecule: messenger RNA, 3779 nt
Organism: Sarcophilus harrisii (Tasmanian devil)
Lineage: Eukaryota; Metazoa; Chordata; Mammalia; Dasyuromorphia; Dasyuridae
Gene: SLC39A6
Product: solute carrier family 39 member 6
Exons: 10
Coding region: 217-2385 (722 amino acids)
Biological process (GO): zinc ion import across plasma membrane; intracellular zinc ion homeostasis
Cellular component (GO): membrane
Molecular function (GO): zinc ion transmembrane transporter activity
Source: RefSeq, a predicted model, not a curated record